Epinephelus fuscoguttatus (brown-marbled grouper) is the source of this 4192-nucleotide messenger RNA. It is a transcript of the gene zbtb44, whose product is annotated as zinc finger and BTB domain containing 44. Bases 470 to 2476 code for a protein of 668 amino acids. The record is from RefSeq and is a predicted model, not a curated record. NCBI's taxonomy places the organism in Eukaryota, Metazoa, Chordata, Actinopteri, Perciformes, Serranidae. The transcript is spliced from 7 exons. Gene Ontology annotation, molecular function: RNA polymerase II cis-regulatory region sequence-specific DNA binding; DNA-binding transcription factor activity, RNA polymerase II-specific; protein binding. Gene Ontology annotation, biological process: regulation of transcription by RNA polymerase II; positive regulation of gene expression.
UGGGGAUACAAAUAGAGCGCAGAAAGGACAGCGGGGAGCACAAAGGAAUGAAAACAGCACCUCGGAAACUUUCAACCUCAGCCCGCUGUGAUGUGAAUUCAUGUGAGCGCUAAUUAAACUGUGACUUUCGGUGGCUGGCAGGCUGACAACUGCCGGAGAGGCGCAGGGAAUGUGAGUGGACGGAGUGAAGCGGCAGGGCGCACCGCUGUCUCCGACGCUGCUUUUUGUCAGCUGAGCUGUUCGCAUCCCGAGGCCCAGCCGACAUCACGGGCCGCAUCACACAAGGCUGUCUGCCGUCUGUUUCCACGCUGUCCACCAGCCGUGGCAGCCUGUCUGAGCCCCAGCGCCCUGUGGCCACUGUCCUACGUGAUGUAAACAGAGUAGAAGUACCAUGUUGAUGGCUACGCCUCCUCUGCUCCAUCGCCAUCAUGGACCUAUUUCCUGUACACAGUCAUAAACUGACUCCAACAUGGGGGUCAAAACCUUCACCCACAGCUCGACCUCCCACAGCCAGGAGAUGCUGGAGAAGCUCAACGCUUUGCGCAACGAGGGUCACUUAUGUGAUGUCACCAUUCGGGUCCAAGACAAGCUCUUCCUGGCCCACAAAGUAGUCCUGGCCUGCUGCAGUGAAUUCUUCCGCUCCAAACUGGUGGGCCGGCCAGAGGAGGAGGACAAGUUUGUGUUGGAUCUUCAUCACGUGACCGUCAGUGGCUUCGCUCCCCUGUUGGAAUAUGCUUACACGUCCACCCUCUCCAUCAGCACGGAGAAUAUCAUCGACGUUCUGGCUGCUGCGAGUUACAUGCAGAUGUUUGCUGUUGCUAGCACAUGUUCAGAGUUCAUGAAGUCUAGUAUUCUGUGGGGCCCGGGUAACAACAGCAACAAUAACAAUAUAUCGGCAGACAAACCGCAUGAAUCAGCACCAGAGAGCGCCUCAUCAAACUGUGCCCUGACGCCGUUGGACGGCAGCGUGUCACCUGUUUCGUCUGACUGCAGCGUGAUGGAGAGAAACGUUCCUAUAUGCCGCGAAUCGCGACGGAAACGCAAAAGCUUUGUAACAAUGGCAUCACCGGAGAGUCCGCUUAAAUGCACUACACAGAUGGUCACCACCUCCCCUCAGAUCCCCAACCCAUCCCCUUCUUUCUCAGACAGCACAGCCCAGCCCGUGGAGUCCUCCUUGGCCUUCCCAUGGACUUUCCCGUUCGGUAUCGACAGGAGGUUCCACUCAGACAAAUCAAAGCUCCCGGAGAGCCCGCGUUGUUUAGAGCAGGGCACCCCGGGGACCUCGGAGGUGGUAGUCGGCCGGCGGCUCAGUGACUUCCUAACGUGUGAGAGCUCUAAAGCGGUGUCGUCGCCAGUGCCGGCAGAGGAAGAAGAUGUGAGGGUGAAGGUGGAGCGUCUCAGUGAUGAGGAGGUCCAAGAGGCGUCCUCGCAGCCGGUCAGUGCCUCCCAGAGCUCGCUGAGUGACCAGCAGACGGUGCCAGGGAGCGAACAGGUCCAGGAGGAGCUCCUCAUCAGUCCACAGUCCUCCUCUAUAGGGUCGAUGGAUGAAGGAGUGUCUGAGGGCUUGCCGUCAAUGCAGAGCACCUCUAACACUGGAGGCCACGCGGAAGACGAUGAAAGGUUAGAAGGUAUUCAGUAUCCAUACCACCUCUAUAUCAGCCCCUCAGCCAGGCCCGGCACCAAUGGCCCCGACAGGCCCUUCCAGUGUCCAACCUGCGGAGUCAGAUUCACACGCAUUCAAAACCUGAAGCAGCACAUGCUGAUACACUCCGGCAUUAAGCCUUUCCAGUGUGACCGCUGUGGGAAAAAGUUCACACGGGCCUACUCCCUAAAGAUGCAUCGGCUGAAGCACGAAGGUAAACGCUGUUUCCGGUGCCAGAUUUGUAGCGCCACAUUCACGUCCUUCGGUGAAUAUAAGCACCACAUGAGGGUCUCCCGACACAUAAUCCGCAAGCCGCGGAUUUACGAGUGCAAAACGUGCGGGGCCAUGUUCACCAACUCUGGCAAUUUAAUUGUACACCUGAGGAGUCUGAACCAUGAGGCAUCCGAACUAGCAAACUACUUCCAGAGCAGUGAUUUCCUCGUGCCCGACUACCUGAGCCAGGUACAGGAAGAGGAGGAGGCGCUGGGAGUCCAGUAUGAGCUAGAGGAGUCCCAACAUCACCCCGUCUACCCGGGCAGCACCUCCACCUCCACCACCACUGCAGCCUCGUCCUCCUCCUCAGUCCAGAUGCCUGUCAUCUCCCAGGUCUCCUCCUCUACCCAGAAUUGCGAGAGUUCCUCCGGCUUCCUUUCACCCGAGCCCCUGGACCCCCUGGAAGCCCCAGCCUCCCUCAAGAUGGACGCCGACGAGAGGGCCGCCAUGACAGAGGAGACCAAGAUGGACACAAGUGUAGGAGGCAGUUCCCCGGAGGUGUUUGAAGAAGAGCAGCAGCAUGCCCAGGCCAAGGAGCUGGCUUCCAUUACCAUCGAGUGAUUCAAGCCUUCUACUUGCCCAUCAUGUCUUAUUUUGCAGUCAUGUCAUAUGGGAAUAUGUGUUGAGACGCCCCAGCGGCUGUAAGGGACAACUCGGACGCGUGGACAUGUUGAAACCUCAUGUGAAGCCAUCAAGACGCCAAGUUUUCUGAAGACUUCAGUUGCCUUGAUGAUGAUUUUCCACAUGCAACACAGAUUGCACUUAUUGAUUUCUUGUUUUAGAACAAACCAAAUCCAGCAAAGUAAAUGAUACAUUUCUUUGUUUUCUCUGAAAUCAUUUCCCCCGAAACUUGACUGAAGCAGUCUCUCUGUUGGUGCCGUGAGAUUUCAGUAGGUUCACUCCAACACCAGACCUGAGUUUCAACGUGGUAUUUUUCAAGUGAAGCUAGUGAACAGUAUUUUUCAAGAGUCAUUUUUAGGAAGGUUGUUAUUUUUCCCAUAUGACGUGAACGCAGCACUAUCUAAAGUCAUUUCUGUCUUAGCCAAUUUGAGGUCUGUUAAAUCCAAGCCUUGCCCUACUUUUGGAAAGUGCCUGAGAGUUCCCAUUGUAACAAAGCAACGUGUAGAGGAAAAAGAGGUCUUGACUUUGCCAACAGUGACAAAUCAAGUCUUUGCAAACUGAGCUAAAUAUAAAAAAACAAACAUUGUAUUUCAUUUGUAGUGAUAAUGCUAGUUUGUAUGGGCAGAGACUGUGUUAUUCCUUCAGUGCCGUCGCUAUAGGCAAACUGUUAAAUGUCAAUAUUAUCUAUAUUGCAAUAGCUUGUACUGUAGUUUUACUAUUUGAAUGCUGUGUAUGUUGGGUGUUGUGAAAUAUGAUAUGUCUGGUGUGUGUAUGUGCAUUUCUUUUUAUCUACAUGAACACAGUACAUUUCAUUUUUUAAAUGUUUAAAACUUGAAAUUAUAUUGACAGAGUAUUCCCUUAAGACGUUUGUGCAGUAUAUCAUUUUUCUGACCUAAUACAAGUGAUUUUUUUUCUUCUAACUUUUUAAAUGAACACUGUUGUUAAAUCAAACCUCACAUCUCCAACAAAAAACUAAACGCAAGGAGUUUAGUAAAACUUGGAUCAGCACUGAUGCAGCUUUGGUUUCAAAAUCCAACCCAGUAGAUAACAAAAUAACUGACUGAAAUUUAUGUGACACACAAAUUUGGAGCGUGGUGGUUUAUUCAGGGUUCCCACGGUCAUGGAAAAACAUUUCACAAUCUUAUGUUCAAGGCCUGGAAAAGUCGGAAUUCGUACAAAAAUCAUUUAAGGUUUUGGAAAAAACUUUUGGAAUUCAAUUGUUUGUCAUGAAAUUAAUUGUUACAGUAGACAGGUGGAUAUUCUCAUUUAUACAGGUCAUAGUUCUCUCAAGGCAAUUGAAUCGAACGCAACUGGACUUAGUUUUGUCCAUGAAGACGUUUCACCUCUUCAUCAGUUCAUGCUUGUCUGACUAGGCUGGAACUAGUCUGACAAACUGGUGUGGAAAAAAACCCAGGUAUUUAAAACCUCUGAGGAGGUCUUCACAAGGCCAAUGAUGUCAUUGGUUCGUUAGUGCUCAAAAGGUGUGUCAACGACGGUCGUUGAAACUCCUGCUGCAGCAGUGGUCGUUGGAGUUGUUAGAGUCACAUGAACGACAUGGUCGUUCACAAAUGGCCUCAUGUGACUCUAACGACCGUCGUUGACACACCAUUGGAGCACUAACUAACCAAUGACAUCAUUGGCCUUGUGAAGACCUCC